Molecule: messenger RNA, 565 nt
Organism: Chara braunii
Lineage: Eukaryota; Viridiplantae; Streptophyta; Charophyceae; Charales; Characeae
Source: the annotation of a GenBank genome assembly
GUCGCGCGAGGGGGAGGAGGAGGUCGCACGGAGGUUGCGUUAGGGGGAGGAUGAGAUCGGAAGACGGAGUGGGAGGAGGAGGAGCAGUUCGCACAAGGACAAGCAAGAGGCUGCACAUGGGGGAAGAGGAGGUGGCACAAGGGAGAGGAGGAGGUCGGAAGAGGGGGAGGAGCGGGUCGCACGAGGAGGACGAGAGGUUGCAGCGGAGGUCGCAAGGGAGGUUGAGUCGGAGAGUGGGAGGAGGAGGUCGUGCGAGGGGGAGGAGGAGGUCGUGUGAGGGGGAGGAGGAGGUUGUGCAAGCAGGAGGAGGAGGUUGUGCAAGCGGGAGGAGGAGGUCGGAAGAGGGGAAGAACGACAUCGCACAAGGGGGAGGAGGUAGGAAGAGAGAUUGGAGGAGGUGGCACGAGGGGGAGGAGGAGGUAGCACAAGGAGGAGGUCGUGCGAGGGGAAGCGGACGUUGCGGAGGGGGGAGGAGGUCGGAAUAGAGGUGGGAGGAGGUCGUGCGAGGUGGAUGAGGAGGGGGAAGAUGAUGUGUGAAUGGAGGAGGAGGUCGCACAAGGAUUAG